This is a messenger RNA of Spinacia oleracea (spinach), 1925 nucleotides long. Its product is annotated as 7-deoxyloganetin glucosyltransferase. NCBI's taxonomy places the organism in Eukaryota, Viridiplantae, Streptophyta, Magnoliopsida, Caryophyllales, Amaranthaceae. The coding region runs from base 282 to 1739 and encodes 485 amino acids. The record is from RefSeq and is a predicted model, not a curated record. The transcript has 2 exons. Gene Ontology annotation, molecular function: quercetin 3-O-glucosyltransferase activity; quercetin 7-O-glucosyltransferase activity.
AAUGAGAAGAAAAAAAAAACACCAUGGGAUGAACGAGAUAUUUUGUGUUGUACACCAUAAUAUAUAUACAUUAAUCAACCGACACAUAGUGUAUAUGCGGUUUAUAUCAAUCUACGCACCAUGUAAUAUGUGGUUUAUGCCUCAUAAGUCCAUCACCAUACUUCAACCCUGCAUAAUACAGUUCAUUAUAAACAUAAUCAUACAGGUAGUUAAUCAAAUGGCACCAAGAAAAUUAUAAUCAUCCAUCCAAUUAUCCUUCAAGAUUAAUUUGUUUGACUGAAAUGGCACCCAGAAAGCCUCAUAUUCUCUGUAUUCCUGCUCCAGCACAAGGCCACAUAAAUCCCAUGAUGAAUCUAGCAAAACUCCUUCAUUCUCAUGGCUUUUACAUCACCAUGGUGCUUACAGAGUUCGAUUUUGAUAGACUAUCUUCUUCUUUAGCAGUGGACUCUCCUUCUCUACAAGAGCUUCAUGACUUCAUCUUUGAAACUAUUCCUGACGGUUUGCCACCUGGCCAUACCCGCGGUGUGUUAGACCUCCCGGAAUUGUGUGUUUCUUUGCAAGGGGAACCGAAGAAGGCCUUUCGAGGUCUCCUAAUGAAGCUUCUUGAUUCCCCAGAUAUCCCUUGCAUUACUAGUAUGAUCUCAGAUGGUGCGAUGCCAUUCGCACAUGAAGCAGGCAAAGAAUUGGGUAUACCAGUGUUGUUAUUCUUUACUACAAGUGCUUGUGGUAUGCUAGGGUACAUGUUAUAUGAUGAGCUUGUCAAACGAGGCCUUUUCCCCUUGAAAGAUGAAAGCUGCCUUACAAAUGGGUAUCUUGAGACACCAAUUGACUGGGUUCCAGGACUAAUCAAAGGGACUAAAAUGAAACACCUUCCUACAUUUCUUCGAACAACAGAUUCAAAUGACACAAUGUUCAACUACAUGGCCGAGACAGCGAGAAAAGCAAUAGGUUGCGAAGGCAUGAUAAUGAAUACAUUUGAUGUUCUAGAAGGCAAUGUUUUGGAGGAAAUCAAGACAAAGAUACCCAAUAUCUACACCAUAGGCCCUCUCUCACUUCUCUGCCAACCAGUGAACGUACGAGAACUUCUCCCUCUUAGGUCAGAUUUAUGGCAGGAAGACACUAAUUGCUUAGAAUGGUUAGACAAAAGAGGACCAAAAUCAGUUAUUUAUGUUAAUUAUGGAAGCCUAGCUACAUUAACUCCAGAGCAAUUAGAGGAAUUUGCAUGGGGAUUAGCAGACAGUAAUCUUCCUUUCAUAUGGGUAAUCCGACCCGAUCUUCUUGAAGGUGGGUCAAGUAUUGUAACUGAAGAUUACUUGGAAGAGAUCAAAGAAAGAGGGUUUCUAUCAGGUUGGUGCCCACAAGAGAAGGUACUUCAACACCCUUCAAUUGCCGUGUUUUUGACUCAUUGUGGAUGGAAUUCUACCCUAGAGAGCAUGAGUGAAGGGGUGCCCAUGAUUUGCUGGCCAUUUUUCUCCGAGCAGCAAACAAACUGCUUAUAUGCUUGUCAAGAGUGGAAAGUUGGGGUGGAGAUGGAGGAAGGCGAUGUCAGGAGAGAGAAAGUGGAAGGGUUAGUGAGAGAGAUGAUGAAAGGUGAGAAAGGGAAGGAAUUAAAGAGAAGAGCCAUGGAAUGGAAAUGUAAAGCAGAAGCGGCUACAAGACCUGGUGGUUCGUCUUGCAACAAUUUUGACAAGUUAGUGAAAGACCUCCUAGGAAAGGAAAAUCAUUGUCCGCCUACUUAAAAUUUAACAAAUAUUCGCCUCUUAAGAGCAACUCCAAUGGUGAGCUACACGGUAAACUACAGAGUUUCACAUUGGUUGGCUACAAUACCUUGUAGCUCCAUAUAAUAUUUAAUUUAUUUAUUUGAUCCUAAAUAAAUUAUUCAAUAUCCAUCAAGAUUUUGAGCUACCUGCUCAAAAUAGCUACAA